CACGAGCCGCAAAGCGUAUCUUAAGCUCCGCCCUUCCCCAAAUUUGUUAGCGCACUGCGCAUGCGCCUAUCUCCAACCAAGAUGGCGGCGCCCGUGCUGCGAGCCGGCCGACGCUGGCUGUCUGCUGGGACGAGGGCGUUGAGGCCGCGGCGGGGACUCCACGAGCAGCGCCCGAAGGAGAAAGGCUUCUUGGCCUCCCAGUGCGAGCGGGGCCUAUUCCAGGAGGUGUUCCCCCCGCAGGCCGCCGAGGAGCAGCUCCUCCGCCUCCUGGAGGCCGGCCGCCCGCCUAUCGCCGUCUACUGCGGCUUCGACCCGACCGCCGACUCGCUCCACGCGGGCCACCUCCUGCCUAUCCUGGGCUUGCUGCACUUCCAGCGCGCGGGCCACGACGUCAUCGCCCUGGUGGGCGGGGCCACGGCGCGGCUGGGCGACCCCAGCGGCCGCACCCAGGCGCGCGAGACCCUCUCCGAGGAAGAGGCGGGCGCGCGGGCGGAGGGGCUGCGCGAGGGCCUCGAGCGGAUCUUCCGCCACCACCGCGAGCUCUUCUGGGGCGGGGCGGGGGGCGCGCGCCUGGGCCGCCUCACCCUCUUGGACAACGCCUCCUGGCUGGCGCGCGAGACCGUGCUGGGCUUCCUCUGCGGCGCCGGGGGCCGCCUGCGCAUGGGCACUCUGCUCAGCCGCCAGAGCUGCCGCGCGCGCCUCGAGAGCCCCGAAGGCAUGGGCCUGGCCGAGUUCCUCUACCCGGCCCUCCAGGCCUACGACUUCCUCCACCUGCGCCAACACCACGGCUGCCUCGUCCAGCUGGGCGGCGCCGACCAGAUGGGCAACAUCAUGUCGGGAUACGAGCUGGUCUCCAAGGUUACGGGUGAAGAUGUAUUUGGAAUAACUGUGCCACUGAUUACAAAUACUGUUGGAAAUAAAUUGGGGAAAUCUGCUGGCAAUGCAGUCUGGCUAAACAGAAACAAGACCUCUCCUUUUGAACUAUACCAGUUUUUUGUCCGACAGCCAGAUAAUAUUGUAAAAAGGUAUCUGAAGCUUUUCACUUUCCUUCCUCUUCCGGAAAUCGAUCACAUUAUGGAAAUGCAUGCUAAAGAGCCUGAGAAAUGGGGACCGCAGAAACGACUUGCUGCCGAAGUAACUAAACUUGUUCAUGGCAAAGAUGGUCUGGAAUCUGCUAAGAGAAGUACAAGGGCCCUUUAUUACAGUGAUAUAGCGGCACUGGAGACUAUGUCUGAUCAAGAACUACAGGUGCUCUUCAAUGAGGCACCGUAUGUUGAGCUGCUGCUUGAACCUGGAACAACAGUACUCGAUUUGUGUCGGAAAGCUAACGCUAUUGCAGAUGGACCAAGAGGGUAUCGUGAUAUAACAAGUGGCGGAGUUUCUAUAAACCACGUCAAAGUUACUGAUCCUGAUGCUAUUCUUGUUCUUGGACAACAUAUUUUGCGGAAUGGUUUGUCACUCCUUCGGAUUGGAAAGAGAAAUUACUAUAUUGUGAAAUGGCUGCAGUUGUCACAUGAAGAGCAAAUCUGUUAACCUUUUUCGGGUAUAUUAUAAAAGCGCACAUUGCUUGAAGGCCUUCCAGACCUUCAUAUAACGUUAAAUGGGACAUCUGUGGUGUCAGUACUUUUUUCUCACUGUGUGAGAUUUAAACUAUAGGAUCACUUGGAAAAUGGAUUAUAUCUCAUUUCGUACUUCGAAUCACAAAAUAUGUAGAUUCUACCCAAAUAAUGUAAAAGUUGAAAAAUUGGUAAUAUUGCCUACAAUAAAAAACGCCAAAUAACUUUUCACUUAUAUUGUUUGUAUUACAAAAAAUAUGAAUGCAAAUAUUGAUGUGAAAAAGCAGCCUUCCAGACUGAAUAGUGUGGAUCCCUGUUUGAUAUCACUAUUCCUGACCUUUCCAGGGUAUAUUUUUGUAAACAUUUUAUUAUCACUCAGAUGUUGGAUACUGUUUCAUUUCAGCCAUGCAGUUCUAUCAGGUGCGUCCUGUUAAAUUCUUUUUGAAUAUUAAAUAAAUAUGUACAUUUCUAGA
Messenger RNA from Anolis sagrei ordinatus, 2029 nucleotides. RefSeq names its product tyrosyl-tRNA synthetase 2 (gene YARS2). The record is from RefSeq and is a predicted model, not a curated record. Gene Ontology annotation, molecular function: ATP binding; RNA binding; tyrosine-tRNA ligase activity. Gene Ontology annotation, cellular component: mitochondrion; cytosol. Gene Ontology annotation, biological process: tyrosyl-tRNA aminoacylation. NCBI's taxonomy places the organism in Eukaryota, Metazoa, Chordata, Lepidosauria, Squamata, Anolidae.